GAUACACUAGUAUGUGGGCUGUCUCUACCAUGGUGAUCACUGAUCUCGCUGCUGACGGGAGACUUCUUCGGUCCGAAGAUUGUGUUUGAAUAGAAUGUGGAUUAAUCAAGAUUUGUUUGUGGUCUGAUGUUGCAAGAUGCCCAAGAAGAGUGUUCCUCCGUUUCACAAUUUUAGUCCUUGUUACUCUCCUCGCCCGGCGCCACCAAGACCUAAGUUGUUUAAAGAACAGCGUCUAGAGCUGUGGGAUAUUAUUAAUGCUGGAAAACGAGAUUACAAAUUCAAGAAGGAUGAGAUCUUCAAACGGAUGAAAGUCUCGACCCUGAUACAGCUGAUUGUACAGAUAGCUAAGUUAGAUGUCGCUGACACCAACAGGUCUUUUGAUGGCGACCUUGGAGAUGGUGAUCGUCCAAGCACCGCUGACCAGGAGGUACAGAAGAUAUGUGAUGGGGAGGAAUCUCCUCCUGCUUCAUCUAGAGAUGGGGCUGAGUCCAGCAGAUCGACGUUGCAACACGUGAUACGAGGUGUAGGAGAAAUUGAUAUGGACAGACCCCCACCCCCACCCAAAAACUCGUUUGUAGAUGACCUGUGCCCGUACUUGCUGCUGGAUAUCCGGGAUGAAGACUCCUACAAUCAGUGUCACAUCAUUUCAGCAAAAAGUUAUCCUCGCACGAUGUUAACUCGGUCUGUGAACUACGAAACUAAGGAUCUUCUAGUAUACCGAAACCAGACGGGGAAAAUCAUUAUAUUAUAUGAUGAAGAUGAGAGGCUUGCCCACGACGCAGCGACGACGUUUGUACAGAGAGGCUACGACAACAUAUUCUUGUUGUCUGGGGGGCUCAAGGUAGCAUACAAGAAUUACCCUGAGGGUCUGAUCACAGGGACGCCGCCCAUGUCAGUCACGGAGAAGAAACUGAAGACCAUAGAGCCAGCAGAUCAGAAACACUUUUGUAGUGACGAUAUCGACAGAUUGUCAAUAUACUUAGAUCAUGCUCUCAAGGACCAGAGUAUAGGAAAGAAAGGUCGGCUCUCCCGCGCCAGUACAACUGCACGGACCAUGUCUCAGCAAUCAACAAAGUCCAACCUCACAGCUCGCUCCAGCUUGGACCACAGACCAACCUUCAAACCAUAAUAAGGAAUCUCGCUUCAGAGAGUAGCAUCACAUCCGUCCAAUCACAUUCAGUCUCACCCUCGUCAGCAGGAAGGUCAAGGUGAAGUCAGUGGUGAGCAAUAUUGACAUGUUGCCCAUCCUGCCCAUCCUGCCCAUCCUGCCCAUCCAGUUCUGAGAUGCCCUGGGAAUCAAGGAGACUGGUCUUACAGUGCCACUGUGUGGUGCACGACCUGGGUGCCAUGACAGUCAGUUGUAUGUUAAUUGUGGAGUAAGUUUAAUCACAAUGUGUCAGCUCAACCCUGAAUAUCAAUAGAUUACAUACUUAAAGAAUUCAGUUAAGCUUUAAUUAAAUUGUUUAUUAAAGUGAUUCCAAGAAUGUUUGUAUUUAUUUGAAAUUGACAUGAUUUUUCUUAGUUAUGAUGGUAUGUAACUUUACCAUGUAGAACUUUGGGUGCCAUAAUUAUCUCCCCUUGCUUUUGCGAUUCACACGACUCGGAUGUCAUACAGCAUAUUUUACAUAUAAUUGAGCAUUCAUUAGCUGUGAAUGAGUGAGGUAGUGUCAUCAAUUGUGUAUCAUUCUUUAAAAAUCAACAACAUCUGUCUGUUAAUUACCAGUUCCAGCAGUGAACAGGCUCUGUGUGUUAAUAUCAGAAAGAGAAUGACAUUCACGUUUUAUUGUUGUACCUUUAUGUUUCUACAGCUUCCUUUUCAUUCUGCGCUGAUGGAAGCUUGACUCACCUUGUUUGCAAGUUGAUUGUGUUGUGUCUGAAAUGAAAUGUAAUUCUUGAUGUGAAUGGAAUCAUACCAUGUAUAGUCACACUUAACCUAGUCUGGACCUGUGUAUGUAAAUAAUGUAAACAAAUGAUCCUUGCCCCUCUCUCUGUCUCUGUGUUAAUGUCUUAGACAUGCCACAUUCACCAAAACAUAACAGAACAAUUAUACUACCUCAGUUAAGCUAAAUAAUAUGGGGGCCACGGGUGGCCCAGUCGUCUGAGGCGCCGCGAUUCGCUGUGCAGAGUUGUGUCCCUUGGGCAUGCCAGAAACCUAUGAUUGUGGGUUCGAAUCCCGGUUCGCCCCAAUUAUGUUUCUAGGUUUGUCAGCACCAUACCCGUGCUCGUGGGUUUCACCGAAGUGGUAAACGUCUGAGACCUGCAUCACUUCGGGCUUUCCUCCAACAUUAAGCUGACACGCCGCGAUAUAACUGGAAUACUGUUAAAAGUGGGGUUAAACCCAACUCACUCACUCACUAAAUAAUAUGACUUUUAUUUGAAGACAGAAUUUUUCUUGCUUGAUGAAGGACCUAAAACGGAAAUGUCUCAUUGAAAGAAAGAGAAGUUAAUGCCACUGAAAGAUAAUGAUUUUGAUUUCUUCUAGCUGCAAACUUUAACUUACAAGUUAAAGGCGUAAUUUUUUAAUGGUUGGUUGACAUCAGUGAGUGAGUGACUGUAUGAGUGAAUGUUUACUAAUCCAAUAUUCAUUGUUUGACAGACAUUUCUUAGAAGUUGACGGAUGACAGUAGACAAAAAUGUUUUAUGGAUAACAACUUCUUUGUAAUUUCUCUGUAAUUGCGAUAUUUCGGUAUAUAUUCUUAUACUGUUGUCAAGCAGGGACAAUGUUGUUUGAUAGAUGUGUAGUUCUAAUCCAUUUUUUAUGUGUUCGCAGAUUAAGCAUUUACCAAUAUUUAGGUCAGGUCUAGCUUUGGAAUCAUUUAGAUAUGGUUUGCCUGUCUUCACAUAGACAUGUUCACGAAUAAACUGUGAUUGUGGUAUUAUUUAUAUUAGCUGUUAACAACUGUUGUUAAUUAACAUUGCUGCAUUUUGUGGUUCUGAAGAUGUUUGUGUCAUCACUUAAGUAUUGUAAACAUGUGACGUCAGAUAACAUCUUCCUAUUUAAUAUCAUUAAGGACUGGUCCAUGAUUAUGUAUACAUAAGUUUCCUCUCCCCUUCCUUGACCUAAAAAGUAUCAAGAAACCAUAAUCCUUUUGUAAUCCAGGUUCAGGGCAAAUGGAACGCAUCUAGGAAGUGUGAUAAAUUAACAUCCAUUUUUAAACUUUUAGUAUUUUUUUAUCUUUUUGUUUCUGUGUGAAAUUUGUCAAGUAUCUUUCUUCAAAGCAUUUCAAUGGGAUUUUGGAUUUUAUUCUUUUGUUAGAAGUGGUAGACAAUACAUAUGUUAUGACACUGCUGCAAGCAUGUUCAUAUGGAAUAAGAUAUUUGUAUAUAUUUUAACACAUUGAAGUAAAUCGUUCAUUCAUAACUAUCUAAGGGUAAUCUCUUGAUAAAUUCCCAGUCAAGCUGUAUGAGGCUAAGUUUACAGCUACAGGUACCACUGUUCUGCUUAAACCAAGGUGAUCACUGGCUCCCAUAAGUUUCCUUAUUUUCCCCACAAGAUAAAUAAAUACACAUGGUAAUCUUAAUCUCUGGGUAUACAACAAUGACUAAAAUAACAGGAAAUACAAUUGAAAUUGUAGAUCAUAAUGUCUAGAGGAAUAAAAACACUGGUGUCAUCCAUGAAUCUCGAGGCCAGCGCUAUCAUGAGGGAGAGUGUACUAUGUGUAUGAAAUAUUUAUGUUGCAUAUGGGUACUUAAUCAAACCAGAAAUACCGUAUUCGACGUAAUAAGUGCCCCGCUAUAAUAAGCACCCACGGCGAUAUUUGCUAAUAUAUUGGCUAGUGAAAAUCCCAAUUAGCACCCUUUCCGAUUGAUCAAUGUACACGAGAUAUUAUUUAUUCGCUUAUAAUAUGCACUUGUGUGUUAUAUGCACCCUUAAUUAUGAGCAAUUAAAUUCUGGAAAAACAUAUCUCUCGUAUAUAAACAUUUCAGGCUGUCAGCAUAAACCAUGAAAUUUAACUUUCAACUCUGGUUGUUUUUUUCGACAAAAUAAUAUUCUAAUAAGAGCCCCCCUAUUUCUAAGUUUGAGAGCGCCCUGGGCGCUUAUUACGUCAAAUACAGUACUCUGAUACUGUACACAAUCAAAAUACUUUGGUUUUAUUACUGAAACAUUGUUGGGGGUGUUUUGAAAGAUGGUACACAAAUUAAUCUUGUUUCUACAACUAUCUGUGGUAGUAGCUCCAAAUGAUCUCUCUGUAUAAUUAUCAAUAGGAAGGUUUAUGGUCAGUUAAAGAUGUUUUUUUUCUGAAUGAUGUGAAUGUAUUUGUUUUAGUUCCAUGGUUUCUUGUAAUUUUGUGAUAGGAUGCAUAUUUUUAUCUACAUUUGUAUUUGUGAAACAUGGCAAAUGGUGACUUAUCUCAGCUAACAUCAUCACAUUUUCCAGAUCAUUGUGUUGAAAUGUCGAGUUUUGUAAGCAGGAGUUUGAGAAGUACCCUGCACUUUGACACUUGUUUAGCUUACGAAAUCCAGAUUCAACAGACCAGUGCCAAAAGCUACAUUUGAAAAUCAAAACAGUUAAAAGUUAUUUUUAUUCGCCUGACCGCUCCAUCUUUGUUGGAUAAGUAUAAUAGAAAGAUACAAGUAUAUUAAUCAAACAAUAUAAGUAACAACUAGCUAUGUAUUAAUAAUAAGGACCCAUCUCACGAGGAAACUUCAUGCCAAAAAACAAAAUAUUGACCUGCAGAUUGAUUUGAUUUUUUUUUUUUUUAAUUCUACCAACUCAGACUGAUUUCUGAGAUGAAAUCUUUGAACAAUAAUAUAAAGAAAGUGUGGCUUAAGACACAGAAUACAGAAUAUUUAUUUUCUGCAUUCUCUAAUGUUAAUCAGUACUACCGGUAUGUGUUAAUUUGUUGAUCUCAAGUCAAAUUGAGCACUGUGUAUGAAUUGAGUCAAGCAAGCACCAUCCGUAGCUUCAUGUGUAUUCAAUAUUCAAAGUAUUUCAGUUUUUGCACCUCUUACGGUCAGUGGGUGUCUGAAUUGAAACAGGAAGAGCCAGCUGUGUUUUGUUCACCUUCUGUUUGGCUUGUCUCAAAAUGGCCGUUCUGUUUAACCCAGUCAACUGUGAUAUGUGAACAUCUAUUGAGGGUUUGUGUUCUCACCAGCAACAUAUGUCAACUAACAACUGUGGUCACUAUUGGUUGAAUAAAAUGUUAACUCAGCAUA
Messenger RNA from Haliotis rufescens (red abalone), 5157 nucleotides. RefSeq names its product centrosomal protein of 41 kDa-like. The transcript has 11 exons. The coding region runs from base 137 to 1129 and encodes 330 amino acids. Gene Ontology annotation, biological process: protein polyglutamylation; cilium assembly. The record is from RefSeq and is a predicted model, not a curated record. Gene Ontology annotation, cellular component: ciliary basal body. NCBI's taxonomy places the organism in Eukaryota, Metazoa, Mollusca, Gastropoda, Lepetellida, Haliotidae.